Messenger RNA from Anopheles bellator, 2063 nucleotides. RefSeq names its product putative protein kinase C delta type homolog. The record is from RefSeq and is a predicted model, not a curated record. NCBI's taxonomy places the organism in Eukaryota, Metazoa, Arthropoda, Insecta, Diptera, Culicidae. The transcript has 5 exons. Gene Ontology annotation, molecular function: protein serine/threonine kinase activity; ATP binding. Gene Ontology annotation, biological process: protein phosphorylation. The coding region runs from base 76 to 582 and encodes 168 amino acids.
GCACCUGAAAUCAUUAAAGGUCAAAAAUACAACCAAGCCGUCGACUGGUGGUCCUUCGGAGUGUUGGUCUACGAGAUGCUCGUGGGCCAGUCACCGUUUAGCGGGUGCGACGAGGACGAGCUGUUCUGGUCGAUCUGCAACGAAAUUCCAUGGUUUCCGCACUAUCUCUCGAAGGAAGCGCUGCGGUUACUGCAGUCGCUCCUGGAGAAGGAUGCCUCGAUCCGGCUCGGCGUGCUGAACACGAUGGACGAGGAGAGUGACAUCAAGUACCACCCGUUUUUUAAUAGUAUUACCUGGGACAAGCUGGAGAGAAGAUCCGUGGAGCCACCGUUCAAGCCGCAGGUGCGGCAUCCACUCGAUACUCAGUAUUUCGACAAGCAGUUCACCCGUGAGCGCGCGCGACUGACGCCCAUCGACCGGAACAUACUGGCCUCGAUGGAUCAGGCCCAGUUCGAGGGCUUCACCUACACCAACCCUAACAAUACGCUGACGAAGUUGCGCGAGAAGCAGAAGAAGAAGACAAAGAAAAUGUAUUUCUGUCCACAGUGUGGUGAUAUUAAGGUCACCUAUAACAUGUUUUGAAGAAGUACCACACGGCGCGGAGUGGAAUACGUAGAGACAGGAAGUAGUAGAAAUGGAGUAGAACGUGGCUAGGAGAUUCGUUCGGCCGGCGUUUAGCUGUCACCGGCACACGGGUGUUGACACAGACAGAUACAGAGAUACAGAGAGGUAGAGAGUGAGAGCGCACGGCAAGAAGGCAGCAGUUCCCGGUGGCCCGAUAGCAUCCGGAGUGGUGGUGACGUGGCAGACGUUUAUUUGAGGGCCUGUUAGUAAGGAGAGGAGAAAUAGGCGGUGGACGACCCCCACAGGAGCCAACACAAUUCGUGGUUCAGCAUUUUCUGGCAGCAGCAGCAGCAGCAGCGGCAGCAGCAGGGCUUGUGGUUGCGCAUUGCGCAGGUUGCCCAGGCGUUUUGUACUUUCUUUCGGGGUGGUGGCCCUUCGCUCGAAUGGUCGCUCGCCACCCCAAUAAUAAGAUAUACACACACACAUACACACAUAUACACACACACUAGAACGGACUGAUGAAGCCGUGUACUUUGAUUGCACUCACGAGCACGCUCAAGUUGCCCCUGCAAGAUGGCCGGACUUCUAAGCCGCACCAUACAACCAUUCUUCUGCGUUUCCGCGUUAACUGCUACUAUUCCUACUGCUACGUGGGCUCCAUUGGCCCGUUCCACCCCAGCCCCCCGCAAGGCCCCAGCCCUGACUCCACUGGAUUCCCCGAUUCCCCCUUUUUGCACGUACGCAAAUUGAACUGAACGGUUUUCGUCAGCUUUGGUUUAGAGAGUUCCCAACGCUUGAUCGCUACUUGAUCGAUCCCUAUGGUGCUAUGCGCUACAUUGUUCCCUUUGCCCAUGUCUAUAUCUAUGAGUGUGUCCUUGUAUAUGUAUACGUUUACAUACACACGCACACACACACACACAUAUACAUAAAUAUAUAUGUACAAGUAUACAUGAACAAGAAAAUAUCGAACACACAAUUAAUAGUGGCCUUUGCUCAUCGGCGGAAGCUUUCCUGCUGGUGUGACCUAGCGAUUAGAACCUAGAGCAAAAGUAGUUGAAUUAGAAACAAAACACAACAAAACAAAAAAAAAACAAACACGAAGGUUGCAUACCUUCGAGUUACCCUCCCUAACGGAUAACUCGCUCAGGCGGAGUGGCCGCCCAAUUCUGCGCGCGCGUGUAACGCGUUUUGUGACAAAUUUUGUGAAGUUGGCGAUGAAGUAACGCCGCGCGAUCGCUGCAAUGGUGCCAAGCCAUGUAAAACAAUGCCAGGAAACUGAAUCGCAGCUCUUAAGACCUUACACGUAGCCUUUUUUUUGUGCACACCCACACCUGAUCAGCAAACACAGGCCGAGUUUCAGCCGAAAUAAAAAGAGUGAUCUGGGUUUUCGAUGGGGUCGCGGUGGCGUGCUACGCGAUUAGAAGGCGCUGUUUCACUGGACGGUUCAAUAUUGCAUACAUUUGUAAACGCCCGCUAUUAUUAUAACAAAAUAAAAAACA